GGUAAGACCUCUCAGGCUUCCCUUAUCCGUAAGGAGCCAACCAGUGGAAACUCGGGAAAAACCUUCUUAGCUUCUCCCAUUGGCUCUUCUGCCUCGUUUUUCUAGCCCCCUCCGUUUCCCUCUUCAAUGCAGCGCGUCAGUGAGGUAAAACAAAACUAGCCCCGCCCACUCUAGUUAACGCCACGUACCUUCACCAGUGCAACGCAGCUUCAUCCUUUUUUGCCUGUUUGCUCAACUGAACUUGGCUGCUUUAGAGUCGACCAAUCGUAGUCCAACGCGAUGCCCAGGAGGAGGGCAGGCCCCGCCAAUCCGUGCACGCCAAGAGGUGGUACCUAUUACUAUGGGAACGGGAACUAGGUUUUGCUAAAGACCUGCUUAAGGGGGUGUAUCAGCAAAGAAAGAGAGAAAGAAAGGGAAAACGGAGAGAAAGGACGGACUGAAGGAAGAAAAACAUUCACUAAACACCAGCAACCUGGUAACUGGGCUGCUGUUCUCCUAGCAUACACGUGCACAAAAGGAGGAAGGUUCAUCAGCUGAAGGCAAAAGCGCUCAGGAUUACUCUCGUCUCGACCCAUCUCCAUCGCAAUGAAUCACCGGAAGAUAAAGAAAACCUGGGAAGAUCAAAAUCAUGUUUUAUGGAAAAAUAUGAAAGAGCAUUUCUUUUAAAUGGAAGAAAUAUAGACAGUGAAGUCUCAAAACAGAGACAGACAGACAGAGCACUUGGGAAAACAGAGAUAAGAUGGCGAACUGUUUUAUUACAACAGUGUGUUUUGCUGUUGACCUAUCUUGUAAUCACAUUGGAAGCAGUUCCUAUAGAUGUAGACAAGACAAAAGUACAAGAGGAAGAACACGUAGAAAGUGCAAAAGUAGAUAAUCCGGAUACUGGGCUUUAUUAUGAUGCAUACCUCAGGCAAGUGAUAGAUGUUCUGGAGACAGAUCAACAUUUCAGAGAGAAACUCCAGACAGCGGAUAUAGAUGAAAUAAAGAGUGGAAAGUUGAGCAAAGAGCUAGACUUAGUGAGCCAUCAUGUGAGAACAAAGCUGGAUGAACUGAAAAGACAAGAAGUUGCACGAUUAAGAAUGUUAAUUAAAGCCAAAAUUGAUUCAUUUCAAGAUUCUGGCAUUGACCAUCAGGCUCUUCUCAAACAGUUUGAGCAUCUGAACCACCAGAACCCUCAUACCUUUGAAGCUAAAGAUUUAGACAUGCUAAUCAAAGCUGCUACAAAUGACUUAGAAAACUAUGAUAAGACCCAUCAUGAGGAGUUUAAGAAAUAUGAGAUGAUGAAAGAACAUGAAAGAAGAGAAUAUUUAAAAUCGUUGGAUGAAGAAAAGAGACGCCAAGAAGAAUCCAAGUAUGAGGAAAUGAAGAAAAAGCAUGGCAACCACCCCAAAGUUAACCAUCCUGGAAGCAAGGACCAACUGAAAGAGGUGUGGGAAGAGGCAGACGGACUAGAUCCUAAUGACUUUGAUCCAAAGACCUUUUUCAAGUUGCAUGAUGUCAAUAAUGAUGGUUUUUUGGAUGAGCAAGAGUUAGAAGCCCUGUUUACUAAAGAGCUAGAAAAAGUCUACGAUCCUAAUAAUGAAGAGGAUGACAUGGUAGAAAUGGAAGAGGAGAGACUACGAAUGAGAGAACAUGUCAUGAACGAGGUUGACAUCAACAAAGACCGGUUAGUAACUUUGGAUGAGUUCAUGAAGGCAACAGAGAAAAGAGAAUUUUUGGAACCAGACAGCUGGGAGACUCUCGACCAACAGCAGAUCUUCACUGAAGAGGAACUGAAGGAAUAUGAAAGUCACAUUUCUCAGCAAGAAGAUGAACUGAGAAAGAAAGGAGAAGAACUUCAGAAACAGAAGGAAGAGCUAGACAGGCAAAAUGACCAUCUUCAAGCUCAGAGACAAGAACUCCAGCAGGCUGUACAACAUUUGGAACAGAAGAAGUUACAGCAAGGACUUCCUCCCUCAGGACCAGGUGGUGAACUGAAAUUCCAGCCACCUGGGUCACAAGCAGUUGGAAAUGCUCAAAACCAUCCUGCAGGAGACACUCAGUCUUUACCACCAGGAAACAUACCAAUAAAAGAAGCAGCUGUUCAAUCGGAUCAUGUCCAGACUCACCCUUAACCAGUUGUGCCUCAGCUUUAUACCAUCUUUUGUGUGGAGGAAUCGGGGGAAAGGAAUGGGCAGAUACUAAAACAAAUUGAGAAAUCAGAUUCAACAGGUUCACUUUCACCUCCGCCAUUUCAAAUCUGGGAUUUUUUUAAAGUCUAAAAAUCCUAAUUCAACAUGAAGAUUUUCAAAGACACAAAUGAUAUGAUAGGGAUUAAUGAAGUGGUCAGUCUUAACAUUUAGAAAUAUCUGCAAAGAUAUUCUAGUUUUUUUCAGUAGACUUAAAAAGGCAACAGGACACCAUGUAGCUAUCUCUCAUGAAACCUUUUGCUUGGAUUAGUGCGAUUUGGCUCCCUUGGCUGUCAUUUGUGCCUUAGAAAAUCUGCCCCCUUUCAGUGUUUAAAUUUAAAUGUAUCUUUAUCAGUUGGCAGAUAACAAAGAGCUAAGAGUGAAAUCUUUGUUAGCAACAAAUGUUUGUUAGCAUUUUUAUAAAUGUUUGUUGUGCUCAUGGUCCCAAUUGCCAGUGGAUAUUAAAUGGAAGUUUGUUCCAUGGAGAUAUUUUGGACAUGUUUAUACAAGAGACCCAGAAUCCUGGGCAAAUGAAAAGAUUUUCCUAAACGUGCCAGCGAUGAAAAGAUUUUCCUAAAAUGUGCCAGCAAUGGAGAUCAGAAACUUUAGGGCUGUGUGGACUGAGUGAGUGAGUUCUUUGUUGAGUUCUGACAAUCCUUUUGAUCUUUGACACCAAAUGAAAAGAAGCUUCCUGUGAUUUGAUUUAAAGAAAUUCUGCACAUUUUUCAAAAGUAUUGCAACAGAGACUUAUGGGAAAUAAUGAAUAUUUCUCCUGUUUACAGAUAUCUAAAAAUGCCAAUGUAAAAAGCCUUCAGUAGAAACACUGUGCUUCAAGUUUAGUGAUUUAGCUAUCUUUAUUGUUGCUAACUGAAUGCAGUGUGUCAACUGGGUACCUUCCUUGCAUAUCCGCUCCCAAGAAGAUACUGUUCUUCUUUCUUUCAUAAUAUGCCAGUUGCAUUCAGUCUUCUGUGAGCUAUGAAAGUGAGCUCUGUAGAUGAUGGAACGUAUUUUCAGAAUUGGCAAAGUCCCUUAAUUGACUUUUUCAAGGCAAAACAGCCUACCACCUGCUGUGAAAGAUUGCCUUAAACAUCAACAACCAUGUUUGAAAGAGCAGUUCUCUGAAGCUGCAUUCUGAGUUUAAGCUAAAGUAGUCAUUCAUUUUACAACAAAAUUUGAUAUAAUUACAUGGAUAUUCCUGAAAAAGUCAUGUAGUUUAGAAGUUGAUUUUUCAUGGAAGCGCCAAGCUAGCUUUUCCAAGAACUGUUCAAGCUUUUACACAUAAAUGGCUUUCCUUCCCUAUGAGCUUGGCUAAAGCAACAUGGUUAUAAUAGUUCAUACCAUUUUAACUCAAAGAAAAGCACCCUGUUUCUUUCAGCUGAAGACCUUUUAGUAACUGAAGUCCUGUUUUUUCUUCACUCUGGGUACAUUUUUUUCUCUCUUCCUGUGUUUUUCGUGUUUAGAUUUUGAUUCUGAGACUGUUGAAGUAAAUGGGAAAGCUCCACAGGUCUUUGCUGACAGGGUAAAGAUUGGUGGCAAAGUAUUAAAAUAAGACCGAGUGGCCACAUUUGGAGAAUGUGGAGAAGAGAUGGCUCCACAAAAUACCACUAAGUCUAGAAAGCUUUUUUGUUAGCGAAGAAUUAUAAUUAUUCUUUUCUAGGAAAUUGGACAUUUAUCCGUAAUUACUUAUACAGUGCUUCAAGAAAGUAAGUGCUAUAAGAGAAAAUGAAAGACAGGCCCUUUCUGUACAAAAGUUUAGGAAGGGGAUUGUGACACAAAAUCUGCUUGCUAAUGCAAUUUCUGGCCUGCAGGUGGAGUAGAUACUCUUCGUAUAGACAAGUUUUCAAGUGACCGUUGUCCUCCCUUGAGUAACUUUUUUCCAGAGUGUAUAUUACAAAUUAUUGGUAGAAUAUUUUUCCUACUUGCCCAUUUAGAACCUAUUUAUGUGAUCAUCAAGCAUGUGGUAGCUGUAUGAAAAACUUGUGUAGGUAGGGACCUUGACCAUGAUGUGGAGCCAAUGUCGUCAUGUGCAGAAUUCUCUUUUAGUAUUCAAUGACAAAUGCUGUCAUUUGAGCAACUGCCAACACAUGUGAAAAGCUGAAUCCUGUCUGUGAUAUGAGGUGCUCACAACUGGCUUCCCAUAGGCAGGGAGGCAACAUGUGUAGCUUUUCAUGGAACCAGAGAGACCUGGGAAUUGGCCCUGUGUUUCCCUUUUCAGUUUCAUUGUCCUAACUGGAUUUUGUCCCUUUUGCUCUCUUCCUUGGUAUGUCUGACUCUUGAUUUGUAAAUCAUUCAGCCACUUUGUCCUUUUACAAUCCUGAAAUGAAUAUGUUGAUGCAGUUCUGA
Messenger RNA from Hemicordylus capensis (graceful crag lizard), 4511 nucleotides. RefSeq names its product nucleobindin 2 (gene NUCB2). The record is from RefSeq and is a predicted model, not a curated record. The transcript has 14 exons. Gene Ontology annotation, molecular function: calcium ion binding. The coding region runs from base 636 to 2114 and encodes 492 amino acids. NCBI's taxonomy places the organism in Eukaryota, Metazoa, Chordata, Lepidosauria, Squamata, Cordylidae. Gene Ontology annotation, cellular component: endoplasmic reticulum-Golgi intermediate compartment; extracellular exosome.